AUGGCGUCCAACACUCUCCUCAGUGCCGCCCAGUGGGCUGGCGCAACGAGCUCCUUGCUGCUUCGACUGUCCGCCUUCAUAUUUCUCCGAUGGCCCUUCCCACCGAUCGUAUACUCCCUCUUUGCUGUCUACAUCCCGUCUUUCUACUACGCUUUCACCCAUACUUCGCCUUUCAACAUCAUCUCAGAUCGAGUCUACGUGACCGAACAGGAUACCUCGCCUCAAGACCUACAAGAUGUUGAUCCUCGAUACGUCGAUGAGCCGGGCAUGGAUGCAGGCAAAGAGCUGGUCGUGGAGGAGGAGAUCGAAGUAGAAGAGAAGGAUGCACACGCUAUUUUGACUCUACUCACGGGUCUGCCGAGUCCAACGAGUCUGGUUUGGAGUGCCAUAACGUUCUUCAUCAACGCAGCACUCGUGGCCAUGGUCGUUGACCUGGUCUGGAGGGCACACUUCUUCCAUCCCGCCCAUGACCUUUCCAUGGCACGAGUAGGCUACGUCUCCCACGAUACCGCCAAUAUUCUCGUCCGCGAGCCGGACAUAUCUCAACUGCCUAUCUUCGCGUCAUACCGAUCAGCCGAAACGCCAUCUCAUUUGGACGAUUCGUGGAAAUCUGCUGGCAGUGUUUCCGACCUCUCUAACCUCACAGACUUCACCUCUACCUUCAAGCUCACCAAGCUCAAACCCGACACUCGCUAUGAGUAUACCAUUUCGACCGACCACUUUGGGACAUUCACCACUCCACCUCGUCCAGGUCAGAUCUCUGAUCGUCCUGAGAAGUCGAAUACCUUCACGUUCCUCCACUCCUCGUGCAUCAAACCCAACUUUCCAUAUACGCCAUUCUCCCAUCCUCUCUCGAUCCGCGGUCUCAAACACCUUUCCGCACUACUUCCAACUCUAUCCGCCCAGUUCAUGCUCUUCCUUGGUGACUUUAUCUACAUCGACGUGCCCCACCGCAAAGGCUCAACUCCCUUCCACUACCGACAAGAAUACCGACAAGUGUACGCCUCCCCGGACUGGCCCGCUGCCACACAAAACCUCCCUUGGCUACACGUCUACGAUGACCACGAAAUCGCCAACGACUGGGAUCAGUCCACCUCUGCCCCAUUUCCCGCCGCCAAUGAUCCCUACGCCCUGUACCACACCUCCGUCAACCCACCACCUCACCGCCCCGGCGGUGAUAACUCCUACUUCUCCUUCAUCCAAGGUCCCGCGUCCUUCUUCCUGGCCGACACCCGCCGCUACCGUACUCCAUCCUCUCCCUCUAGCAACUCCACCCUCCUCGGCGAACCCCAACUCACUGACCUCCUCGCCUGGCUCGCUGCCCCAACCCCACCCGGCGUUCGCUGGAAAUUUUUCAUCACCUCCGUGCCCUUCACCCGCAACUGGCGCUUCGGCACAGAAGAUACAUGGGGCGGGUAUCUCUCCGAACGCCGCCGAAUCCUCGAAGCGAUGUGGGAUGUCGGCGAGAAGGGAGGCGUGGGCGUUGUUAUUUUGUCGGGCGAUAGACAUGAAUUCGCAGCCACAUCGUUCCCGCCUCCGCCAGGAGGAAAGUGGGGUCAGGAAGCGAGAGUGGUGGAGUUUAGUGUGAGUCCGUUGAGUAUGUUCUACUUGCCCGUGAGAACAUAUUCGGAGACGCCGCUGUCCUUCCUGCCUUCCUUCUUGAGCUCUAAAUCUGGCUCGCCAAUGUCGUCGACCGGAGUGGAAGGAGAAGACGACUACGAAACAGAUAUUUGUCUCAAGUACCUCCCAGAUGGAAACAGCAAAUUCUCCGCUGUGAGUCUGGAAGCUCCUGGCCCGGAUGGUGCGGGCAGAGAAGGCGAGGGCCAGGCUGUGUUGCGGUAUCGAUUGUUCGUGGAGGGGAAGGAGACGUGGCGGUACACUCUUACGACGCCGGAGGGUGGACAGGGACAUGUGAAAGGGAGGGGGAGGGCUUGGGAUGCUGUGUGGGGAUGA
This is a messenger RNA of Zymoseptoria tritici IPO323, 1953 nucleotides long. RefSeq names its product alkaline phosphatase. Bases 1 to 1953 code for a protein of 650 amino acids. NCBI's taxonomy places the organism in Eukaryota, Fungi, Ascomycota, Dothideomycetes, Mycosphaerellales, Mycosphaerellaceae. The record is from RefSeq and is a predicted model, not a curated record. The transcript is spliced from 2 exons.